GAGUGGCGAAUUUGUUGCUUGGGUCAUGCGGGACGAUUGUCAGUGUCAAAUGGCCAUCUUGUUUUUUCGUUCCUUUUUCUUGUAGACACCGACGUGUAGAAAACGUGUUGAGCGUUUCGUGUGUCGAAAAUUUCCCAAUUUAAAUCGAAAUGGGGUUCGUUAAAGUAGUGAAGAACAAGCAGUACUUCAAGCGUUAUCAAGUCAGGUUCCGUCGCCGUCGCGAAGGCAAGACCGACUACUAUGCCCGCAAGCGCCUGAUUUUCCAGGACAAAAACAAAUACAACACUCCGAAGUUCCGUCUGAUUGUUCGUCUCAGCAAUCGCGACAUCACCUGUCAGAUUGCGUACGCCCGCAUCGAGGGAGAUCGCAUUGUGUGCGCGGCCUACUCGCACGAGCUGCCACGUUAUGGCGUGAAGGUUGGUUUGACCAACUAUGCCGCCGCCUACUGCACCGGUCUGCUGGUUGCUCGCCGCAUCCUGCAGAAGCUGCGCCUGGACACGCUGUACGCCGGCUGUACCGAUGUGACCGGUGAGGAGUACCUGGUGGAGGCCGUCGACGAUGGUCCGGCCGCCUUCCGGUGCUACCUGGAUGUGGGUCUGGCCCGCACCAGCACCGGUGCCCGUGUGUUCGGCGCGAUGAAGGGAGCCGUCGAUGGCGGACUGAACAUUCCGCACUCGGUCAAGCGCUUCCCGGGCUACAGUGCCGAGAACAAGAGCUUCAACGCGGAAAUGCACCGUGACCACAUCUUCGGUCUGCAUGUCGCCAACUACAUGCGCACCCUGGAGGAGGAGGACGAGGAGGCAUUCAAGCGCCAGUUUAGCAAGUACAUUUCGCUGGGCAUCAAGGCCGACGAUAUUGAAAACAUCUACAAGAAUGCCCACGCCUCCAUCCGCAAGGAUCCCUCCUUCACGAAGAAACCCGAGAAGAAGGUCACCAAGAAGCGGUGGACACUGGCCAAGCUCCCGCUCGCCGUCCGCAAGGAGAGAAUCGCGAAGCACAAGGCCGACUUCCUGGCCAAGAUCCAGGCCGACGUCGAAGCCUAAACCGGCUUGCGGUCAGUGGUCGUCGUUCGUCGUUCUCUUCGUGGUGGUGUACCCUUGUUCAGUCUUCUCUAGCGCAGCAGAUGAGGCGAGCAACAGAAAAAAAACAUUCGUUUAUUUUUUGCUUCUUCUAUUUCGCUGAAGAUAAACAUUAUGUUUAAACACUAACAACUGGUGUGACUGUGGAUUUGUUGUCGCGUUUGGUGUCUUAAUGUAGGAAUUGUGCUCGGUCGUGCAAAUGGCAGUUCCGGGGCUGUGUUUCCUCUGGAAGAUCUGCAACUCUCGUCUAGUGUUGUGCGAAGUGAAAGAGGAACCAGUUCUCUAGCUAAGGAUGACAUUGGUAAUAAAUGUAAUGUUUCUAUUCAGCCGAAUUGGAAUCAAAUAAUUAGCGCAGUUUGGAUUUUGUUGACCACUCAACUGGCCUGGUAGAGGGAGAGAUUUUUGGUUUACACUACUAGUUUACUCCUAGAUUGUAAGCUUCAAUUUGGUCUUGAAAUGGAUCAAAAAUAUAUAUCAUUCAAAUGAAA
Molecule: messenger RNA, 1567 nt
Organism: Anopheles stephensi (Asian malaria mosquito)
Lineage: Eukaryota; Metazoa; Arthropoda; Insecta; Diptera; Culicidae
Gene: RpL5
Product: 60S ribosomal protein L5
Exons: 3
Coding region: 150-1043 (297 amino acids)
Biological process (GO): translation; ribosomal large subunit assembly
Cellular component (GO): cytosolic large ribosomal subunit; ribosome
Molecular function (GO): structural constituent of ribosome; 5S rRNA binding
Source: RefSeq, a predicted model, not a curated record